CCAAAAGUAUUGUAAUGGCAAGGUCAUUUCCUUUAUUUUUGUUGUACAUUGAAGACAUUUGGGUUUCAGAUCAAAAGAUGUAUAUGAGACAAAAGUUCAGAAUUCCAGCUUUUAUUUCAUGGUAUUUACAUCAUUAUAUCUUUAAUCUUGAACAACUCAGGACAGAGCACCUUUUUUUUGAAGCCACCCACUUUUCAAGUGAGCAAAAGUAUUGGAACAGACAUUAUUAAAUUAACUUAAAGUGAAUAACAUUUAAUAUUUGGUGGGAUAAUCCUUACUUGCAAUGACUACAUCAAGCCUGCGACCCAUUGACUUCACCAGACUGUUGCAUUCUUCAUUUGAAAUGCUUUUCCAGGCCUUUACUGAAGCCUCUUUCAGUUCUUGUUUGUUUCUGGGUGUUUCUCCCUUCAGUCUCCUCUUCAGGAGGAAAAAUGCAUGCUCUAUUGGGUUUAGGUCUGGUGACUGACUUGGCCAGUCUAUGACCUUCCACUUUUCCCCCCUGAUGAAGUCCUUUGUUGUGUUGGCAGUGUGUUUUGGAUCAUUGCCUUGUUGCAUGAUGAAGCUUCUCCCGAUUAGUUUGGAUAAAUGUUUCUGUAAAUUGCCAGACAAAAUGGUUUUGUAGACUUCAGAAUUCAUUCUGCUGCUACCAUCAUGCAAUAAAGACUAGUUCCAAAAGCAUCCAUGCAAGCCCAAGCCAUGACAUUUACCUCCACCAUGCUUCACAGAUGAGCUUGUGUGUUUUGGAUCAUAAGCAGAUCCUUUCUUUCUCCAUACUUUGACCUUUCCAUCACUUUGGCAGAGUUUAAUCUUGGUCUCAUCAGUCCAAAAAAACUUUUGUGGCUCACCUCUGUACUUCUUUGCAAAAUCCAAUCUGACCUUCUAAUUCUUUUUGUCAGGGCUGCUGUUUCAGCACCCUGAGUCCAGCCCGUGUGUAUGUGUGCGUGUGUCAUGAGUGCUUUGCAGGGUUGACGUGUUGGAGUCGAGCAGCUGCAGCUUGUCAUCCUAAUUACACCUGACUGCUCUUAAGACGCUGUGGGACUCCAACUCGUCGCCAGACUAUCAACGCUCUACGUCGAGUUCGUAGCCUAGCCACUUAGCUUAUCUUUUUGCUUCCUGACGACCUCGUGAGUUACCUCUACCUAAUUCUUGUUAUUUGACCCCAGUCUGCCAUCUGCCCUUGCUCCCUGCAAACCAGUGCUCACCUCUUGCGGCCCACCGACAACACGAACUCCUACCCUGCCAAUCCCGGAUUUAGUUCUCGGAGUUCCUUUGUUCGCUUCAAAGCUGUAAUAAACCGUUAUUCACAAACUCACCUCCCUGUCCUCUCUGCAUCUGGGUCCAACUUGCAACCUGAAUCCUGACACUUUUUGCUGAUGAGUGGUUUGCAUCUUGUGGUAUGGCCUGUAUAUUUAUUCUCUCAAAGUCUUCUUCGAACAGUGGAUUGUGAUACUUUCACCCCUGCCAUGUGGAGGUUGGCAGUGAUGUGACUGACUGUUGUCUUCGGAUGUUUCUGUCAUCAAGUGCUGUUGAUACCCUUGGCCGACCUGUUGGAUGUCUGUUGCUCAGUAAACCAUUAUUUCUUUUUCAGGACUGAGCCCUGAUCGAUUUUCCCUCUUCUCUCAACUUCAAAGUGGGUGGGUUCAAACAAAAGGGGCUCUGUCCUGAGUUGUUUAACAUCUAGAUGUAAAUACCAUGAAAUAAAAGCUGGAAUUCUGAACUUUUGAUCUGAAACCCAAAUGUCUUCAGUAUACAACAAAACAAAGGAAUUGACCUUGCUUUUCCAAUACAUUUGGAGGGGACUAUACUGGGAGGAACAAAUACAUACAACAAAAGGCAUUUGCCAUUAUGUAUUACAUCUGUACAUCAAGAGCUGUAAGUUGAGCUUUGCAGUAGAUAACAGGAAAAAGAAAGUAGAAACUCAUUCAUCCAAUGAUUUCGACAUGGUUUUGUCUUGAAAUAGCUACAUUUGUGAACAGUAAAAACAAAUCUUCCCUCAGAACAACAGCACAUCAAUAACAAAAUCUUAACUCUUGUCUUUGCCAAAAACACCAAACUUAAUUGACUCCACCAUCCAAGUUGAGAGUUAGUUUAGACUGAAGCCAGCCCUACAUAUCCAACCAAAAGGCCAUUACCGAUUUGGAGAUAAAAAAAAGAUUUUCAAGGUUCUCAGUGUCUGCAUCACAAAAGAAAACAAUUCGAUUUAAUAUAAAAUUUUGGCCACAAGAAUUCUUUAGUGGGGUGAAUCUCGUUUAGAAUUUCAAAAUGUACUUCUUUAAUUUUGUGGGGAAGUGGAAAUGAAAGAUAUCUAGUUCCAAUUUGUUAAAUCUCGUUAGUUUCAAAUUCUCUCAAAAUAUAUUUCCUCCUGACUGGGCGGGGAAAUAAGAGGUUUAUUUCAUUGUAGUUGAAGCACAGCAUCUGAGGAGGGCAGUAAUGCGCCGUGUAGCGUUUACACUGCCGGAAAUACGAAAGUGGAAGAAGAAGAAGCUUCACGUUAUGAUGCAUGUUGACCGCGCGACACGUGUGUCACAAGAAAUCCGAUUCUUAUGAAUACAGAGUACAGCUGUUGACCUGAUAAUUCGCCAACCUCACGGUAUUAUAAUGUCAGUACACCAACUUCCAGGUGAAGUCUGGAUUCAAGUACUGGGAUAUCUCUGCGUGGCAGACAAGCACAGCGUUCGGGCGACUUGCAUUGACUUCAGGGAACUUGUUGACUGCGGGUUGCUAUGGAAAGACUGGACAAUAGUGCUGGCUUUUCCGAAAGCUUCUUACAACAGUCCGUUCUGGGAGAUGCUGCGCCGAAGAAAAAUAAAUAAAGUGGUGGUGAGGAGCACCAGAGCGAAGGACUGGAGGCAACUCGCGCGGUGCCUCCCGUCGAUCACCACUGUGGUCAUGGAGCGAAGCUCUCAGGAAAUUUUGGAUGUUUUGAAGAAUUUCACCCAUCUGAAGCAUCUGGCUGUGCGGUGCAGUUGCACCUCUCUUCUGCUGACCGCUUCGGCAGUGCAUAAAGCGGAGAGGCUGACACAUCUUAGCAUUUGUCGAGUUCAGUUUCCCUCUAAAUCCAUUGAACAUCUGAUUUCUGCUUUCAUAGACUUCAGGAAUCUGACAUCUCUGGUGUGCCAUGACACUGAGCUCAAUGAAGAAUGUACGAUGACGACUUACUUAAUACUCGGCUGCCUUCCUCGACUUAAGCAUCUGUCAUUGACCUGUGGACGUAAUGUGCAAGCUGUUUUGAGACACACCACACCUUUACCAGUGAAGGAGGCGCACGCACUGUCCAGUCUGGAGCUCAUACACUGUGAUCAUUCACUACCACAGGAUGCAAUGAAGCUGCUGCCCAACUUGCAGAGACUCGUUCUCAUCUACAAGUACUCUGAUAAAGACUUUGUGGCUGACAUAUGGUUUGCUGCCAUGAGGGAGGACCUGAAAGCGUGGCUGAGUGCCCUCCAUCGACUGUCAACCUUGGUCAUCAAAUUGGGACCGCACGUUAACAGAUAUGUACCCAAUCUCAUCCACCUCCACAUAGACCCCUGGCCCUCAUGUUUGGGAACCAUCACUGCUGAAAUCCCUCAGCUCUUUCCAAAACUCCAAAGUCUCAAAAUCCGAGGGAAGCAUGUGCCAGAAGAGGAUUUUUUAGGCUUUCAAAAGAUGGCGGACCUGAGAUAUGUGGAGAUGCUGGAUAGCAGGCCCCAAUUCUCUGAGAUGGCUGCAAAACUCCAAGUGCUCACUAAAUACAGAGUCCAAGUCAUAGACUCGCAUCAAAGAGACAUUUUGGACUGUGACUGCAGCCUUUAGUCACCAAAACAAGUGUUUCAUCAUUUAUAUGUUUAUUCAUUAUUUGUAAAGUGGAUGUUUCUUCAGACUCAUUUUUGUCGAGAUCAAGCAAGUGAACCUUUAAGAUGAGUUAGUAAAUUUGUUAAUUCUAAUUGUUGGCAAUCAAUUCACAACUGCAUUCACGUGACAUACUAUUAUGUAUGGUGAACUGCUCCACUUUUUGUAUAUUUCAUAACAUUUCUGUAAAAUCAAAAUCUUGUGUUGACAAACGAGGAUAUUAACGGCACACAGUCACAGAGCAAUGGCAGAAAUCCAGAUCUUAUUUUAUUUGCAUUGGUUGGAUUAAUCAAUCUGUAAUCAGCCCCAUCACAAGUUUACAUAGCACCCAAGCAAGCCAAAGCUCUUAAAAAUAAAAUGCUUAAGGAUCACAAAAUGUACUAUAACGUAUUUCACUAAAAGUAGAAGGUUCAUCUUCAUUGACAGGUAGAAACGAAGAGGUAACUAAGAUUACAUGGAGAAUAAAAAUCAAUUUCUGUCAAUAUUUGUAGGCAAGCAGUCUAACUGAACAUCCAAUAUGCAAAGUCUAAAUCAGCAGGAUGUGUACAGUAACUGUCAGCUCCAAUGCUCAACAAGUGGCUUUCCUGUUUUCUUCUUCUGCUCAUCAACUACAGUGUACUUGUGCACAUUUAGAAAGUAGCUACAGCACAGCAGACAAGUCUCCCUGAAUUCAGACCACAAAGGCUCAAAUCACAGGAAAGACCACAGUGUAUAAGACCUUAUUGCAUUGUCACAUUUGGCACAUUGCAUCCUCCACCUUACAACCAUAAAUGUAUAUUAAACACUUUGCCCACUCAGUGAUGAAAAAUAAGCAUGUGCACGGAGAAUCUUAGUCAAACACGGUGUGAUUAAAUACAUGUAGCCCACAACAACCUGCUACCCAUUUGGCACUUGUAACAUCAUCAUAGAUUUGAGU
Messenger RNA from Phyllopteryx taeniolatus (common seadragon), 4744 nucleotides. RefSeq lists its product as uncharacterized. Gene Ontology annotation, molecular function: protein binding. Lineage: Eukaryota; Metazoa; Chordata; Actinopteri; Syngnathiformes; Syngnathidae. The coding region runs from base 2599 to 3792 and encodes 397 amino acids. The transcript has 2 exons. The record is from RefSeq and is a predicted model, not a curated record.